AUUCUAUUGCCUUGACUUGAAAGAUGCGUUGAGUCCUUCUCAGCCGGGGCCACCAGCAAAGCGCAGUGCAAGAGCAUCUGCGUGGCCUGGUGUAGCCGGACACAGCCAGCGGUGAGGCUCUAUGGCCGACGAUACGGUGGUGGACACGCCAUCUGCCUCUUCGCAGCCAGGCACGGUGGCCGGCGAGCCCAGGGAGGCCCCGAAGGCCCCGAAGGCUCCGAAGGCGUCCAAGGCGUCGGACAGGACCUCCUCGCCAGGGCCCAGUGGAGGCGCGCGGAAGGCCUCGCGGUCCAGGAAGAAGCGCAGUCCACCCAAGGGCGCGCGCUUCCGGGACCGCAAGCGGCGGCCCCGCCAGGCCGGCUCUGAAGGCCCUGUCAGCGACGUGGUGGCCGGUCCCGUGAUUCGGGACAACAAGGCGAUCUACGCCUAUGGCAACUACGACGAGUACUAUGGGAAGCGCCACGACCGCUUCGCCUCCAUAGAUGCUCGGAUAGAGGCGCUGCUGGAGUUCUGCGGCACGGAGCUGUUUGAGGACAAGGUCGUGUUGGACGUGGGCUGCAAUACAGGCACCAUCGGCUUCCAGGUGGCGGCGCUCGGCGCGCGCCGGGUGGAGGCUGUGGAGCUGGAUCGCCAGCUCAUCGCCAAGGCCCUGAGGCACCUGAGGUGGUUGAAGAGCAACGGCCACAAGACGCUGCCGGAGGCAGCCGAGGAAGGCGAGAAGGUCCCGUGGCACCAGCGCCAGUACGCUGUGAGCUGCGUGCAAGGCCGCGGGCAGAUCCCGUACCACGCCAAGCCGUUGAGACGAGGAGCGCUAAGGGAGGCCAUGGCGAAGGCGAAGAAGAUCGAGAAGGCGCUGCCUUCCGUUCCGCGGCCCAGGCCGGACUUCCCGUACAACCUGGAAUUCCGGGCGGAGAACUUCUUCAUCUCCCAGGCGGAGCUGAAAAGGAAGACCUCCUACGACGUGGUGCUCCUGCUCAAGGUCACUCAGUGGAUCCACGUCUACUACGGGGAUGCGGGCAUUCAGGAGCUCUUCGCCAAGGUCCACCGGCUGCUGCGCCUGGGGGGCUUGCUUGUUCUGGAGGCACAGCAGUGGCAGAAGUACUUGGAGAAGAAGCACAUCCCGCCCUCGCGGCGCAGCUUCACCAACAGCCUGGGGCUUCGGCCCGAGCGCUUCCCCGAGCUCCUGGGCCAGCAGGGCUUCGAGCGCCAGACCACCGUGGCGUCACGGAAGCUGAAGAACACCAUCUUUGUCUUCCGAAAGGUGGCCACGCCUCAGGCGGAGCGCCCGCCGCUGAUGGAUCAGGUCUUCGCCGAGCAGCAGUUCCUCAUGCCGCGGCCGCCCAAGAAAGCCAAGGUGGUCCCCCCCAGGUUCGCGACAGAUGGCGUCCCCAAGGCGCCGCAAGAUCUGGAGGCAGUGUCGACCCAGUCGGUUCCGGCGCCGCUGGUGCCUGCGCUUGCGGCAGAAGUGCAGGAUGUGCAGAAGGUGCAGGCGGCCGACACUGCAACGCCGGAGACAGAGACAGUGGAGACAGAGACGCCACCGGCCAAGCGGCCACGAGGCGAGUGAGUCGCCGCGCUGCUCGUGGCGCGCUGAGAAAAGGAUGGACCGGUUGGUGAGGAUCGCCUCCGUAUGCGCAGGUGCUUGAAAAUUGGCCAUGAGCAGGUGGUGCUUGGUUCUUUCUUCGGGAAGGUUGGGAUCGCCCGACGCCUGGCCGACGCAUGCGACGAUGGGUCGUGCCCGUGCCCCGAUUUCGAAGACAGCUUGGCGACGUAGCUGC
Molecule: messenger RNA, 1778 nt
Organism: Effrenium voratum
Lineage: Eukaryota; Dinophyceae; Suessiales; Symbiodiniaceae
Source: the annotation of a GenBank genome assembly